This is a messenger RNA of Dendronephthya gigantea, 2814 nucleotides long. Its product is annotated as solute carrier family 12 member 9-like. Gene Ontology annotation, cellular component: membrane. Gene Ontology annotation, molecular function: potassium:chloride symporter activity. Lineage: Eukaryota; Metazoa; Cnidaria; Anthozoa; Malacalcyonacea; Nephtheidae. Gene Ontology annotation, biological process: cell volume homeostasis; chloride transmembrane transport; potassium ion import across plasma membrane. The coding region runs from base 43 to 2718 and encodes 891 amino acids. The transcript has 36 exons. The record is from RefSeq and is a predicted model, not a curated record.
UUUAAUAAAAACAAUCGUUGCAGGCGGCAGCAGGAACUGAAAAUGUCAAGAUCUAGUAAUCAGAGAAUAAAUACUUCUGAAGAUUCAACUGACGGUGAUACUUGCACUGUAGGGAUGAAUAGUGUUGGAGAAGAAACGCCGCUCUUAACCGUAAGAAAUCGAGAUUCAAAUCAACAUGGGCACUUGUCAACAUUCUUUGGCGUCAUUAUCCCAUGUACUCUGUCAAUGUUCAGUAUUAUUCUUUUUCAACGCGUUGGUUAUGUUAUAGGCCAGGUUGGAUUUGUCGUGACUUGUGCUCUAUUAUUUGUGGCAUAUUUCGUCACAGGACUGACUACCCUUUCUGUUUCGGCAAUUUCAACAAAUGGAAAUGUAAAAGUAGGCGGUGUUUAUUUCAUGAUUAGCCGAGCAUUAGGACCAGAGUUUGGCGGCUCGAUUGGGGUCAUAUUUUAUGUUGCUAACAUCGUAUCAUCUGGUCUGUAUUUGAUUGGAUUUAGCGAGGCUGUGACUAGUGCAUUUGGCAAGAAUACAGGCGGUUUAAUCCAUGGUAACGGAAUACCGACUGGCGACUGGUAUGCGUUUCUUUAUCGAUCCAUGGCCUUGCUUUUCAACUUAUUCGUUUGUCUCGUUGGUGCAGGAAUGUUUGCAAAGACGACGUUUUUCAUUUUGCUGGGUGUUAUGAUAUCGAUAGUAUCCUCAUUCGUAAGCUUUUUUAUUCACGAAAAGAAUAUUUACUAUCACAACGUUCCUGCUGAGAAUACACUAUUCGGGAACCAGACUCCCUCUCUUCUGUACACCGGUCUCAAUUGGACGACGAUGAGGGAUAACCUCUGGGUGGACUAUAGCGUGGACUAUCAAACUGAUGCAACUCCGUCAAUUUUAGUCAUUUUUGGCGUCUUGUUCAAUGGAGUCACAGGAAUUAUGGCUGGAGCAAACAUGUCUGGUGACUUAAAGAAUGCGGCGAGAUCAAUUCCGCGAGGAACUUUGGAGGCGUCUGCGUUCACUUUGUCGAUAUAUUUAUUGCUAGUGUUUUUUACAAGUGCCACAUGUACAAGACCUCUUCUGGUGAAUCAAUACAACUUUCUACAGGUUAUAAAUAGAGUUCCCGCCUUGACAACAAUGGGAGUAUUUUUGGCAACUCUUUCAGCGUCGCUGAGCUGUUUGAUAGGCGCUUCAAGAGUUCUUCAGGCUGUCGCGAAUGACAAUCUCUUAGGUUCCUAUGUGUCAUUUUUUGGUCGAGGUUUUGGAAGAAAUAACGAACCUGUGUUUGCGGUCCUGGUAUCCUGGCUUUUGGUUCAAGCCGUUAUUUUUGUGAGCAAAGUAAACACGUUAGCGCCAAUAGUCAGUAUGUUCUUUCUUCUGUCGUAUGGAGUAACGAACCUGGCUUGUUUUGUUCUGAAGGUUUCUUCAGCGCCAAAUUUUAGACCAACGUUUCCAUAUUACUCCAAAGGAACAGCUCUGCUGGGAAUGUUGUCGUGUUUUGCGAUCAUGUUUGCAGUGAAUUACGCUUACGCUGCCUUGUCUGUGGCAAUCAUGAUAAUCUUAUUCCUGGUGAUCGUAUAUCGGGCCCCGAUAACACCAUGGGGUGACGUCACUCAAGCCGUUAUUUACCAUCAGGUCAGAAAAUAUUUGUUGAGAUUGGAUCCGAAGAAAAAUCACGUAAAAUACUGGAGGCCACAGAUAUUGUUGUUGGUAUCAAAUCCUAGAUCGUCUUAUCCGCUUAUUGACUUCGUUAAUGACAUCAAAAAGACUGGUUUGUACAUUCUUGGAAAUGUUAUUGUUGACGAUUUUGAUGGACAGGCUGUAACUCGUCAUAAGCAAGAGAUCGAUCAUUGGUAUAAUUUUGUCCGUUGUGCCGAAAUUAAAGCAUUUGUUGAUCAAAUUGUAGCGCCAUCUGUGAGAGUUGGAGCGCAAAACUUAUUGAUGUCGUCUGGGUUAGGAGGAAUGAGGCCAAAUACUGUAAUUCUUGGAUAUUUUGACCAACAAGAUCCACAGGACCUUAUCAGUCAAGGAGUGUGGCAUAGAAAUUACAACAUCUUUGAAAGAAGGAGAAAAGAGCAAAUACAUCAUGACAUUAUGAUGCAUCUACCGAAGCUUAGAGCAAAGGGGGAGCAAUCGAUGCGUGUAGCCGAUUAUAUAGGAAUUAUCAAGGAUAGCUUGCUUUUAGGAAAAAAUGUUUGCGUGGCACGAAAUUUUACUUUGUUUAACAAGAAUGGAAUAAAAAAGCCUGCUUCUAUUGACGUAUGGCCGGUAAAUGCGUCUUCAAUUGAGCACUCUGGUGAAGGAACAUGUGACCAAACGUACCUUCUAAUACUUCAACUAAGCUGUAUUUUAAAUAUGGUGCCAUUUUGGGAAAAUCGAACGAAAAUACGACUCAUGUCAAUAGCUCGUGGUGAUGAAACUGAUGAGGUUGAAAGAAAAAGAUUAAUGAUUCUUCUUCAUCAACUAAGAAUACCCGGAGAAGUGCAGAUUGUCCACGAUACAGAUGAGCAUUCGUCUGAGAGGCCCAGGGUUGGAACAAUGGAGUGGUAUGAACAUUUAAAUCAAUUGAUGAGAGUUCAUUCUGGAACUGCAGCGGUCAUUUUUACAAGUCUUCCAGGAGUGCCUGAGAAUGAAAGUCUCCACAAUAACUUUAUGCGUCAAAUGUCGGUUCUAUCUGAUGAUUUACCACCAAUAUUGAUGGUCCAUGGGACAUCAAAGGUCAUCUCUUUGGAACUCUAAUGAUCUACAGCUAGAAUGGGUUUAUACCUUAUAAAUAAAAAAUUAUGAAAAAUAUUUUUUAACAAAUACAUGCUUCCCCAGAUGUGUCAAAAUUAA